Messenger RNA from Diaporthe amygdali, 1428 nucleotides. RefSeq lists its product as uncharacterized. Lineage: Eukaryota; Fungi; Ascomycota; Sordariomycetes; Diaporthales; Diaporthaceae. The record is from RefSeq and is a predicted model, not a curated record. Bases 1 to 1428 code for a protein of 475 amino acids. The transcript has a single exon.
AUGUCUGCUCUAUCGUCUCCAUCGCCCGUGCUGGCCCCCACAGCCGAGGUCGAUGAAGCCAAGUUGCCUCAGGGCAACUGCCGUUACAUCAUGAUGAACACAGAAGUUAAGGGAAGCCGAUGUGCCUGUGUCAAUUUCACUUUGAACCAGGCUUUGCCCGGUGCUUCUUGUGAAUGCGGGCACCUCGCCUGCUUCCACCACAAGACCGCCGAGCCCCCAGCGGAUAGGCGGGAAAUGGAACUGCUUCGGCAAAGGGUACAGCAACUCGAGGAGCUCCUGGCAGAAGGCAACAGUAGAAGCAGCGAGGUGGUUCAACGGGUGAGCCAGCUUGAGGGGGUUGUGGACUCCCGCACCGAGGAGAUUGGCCAAGAGAUCAAAAAGACGUACGGAAACCUGAACCGAGCCUGGCAUUCCAUCGGAGAGCUCGAGAGACGGAGUGGCGACGUUGACAACCGUUUCCAAGCCAUGGGUGUGCACUUCAGGAAUGUUGACGGAGAGCUGCAAAGACUACAUCAAAGACAAUGCGAGCUCAACGAUGCUGAUCUCAGUCUAGAAGAGCAGCUCUUGGAGGUCGUCGAGAGCAUUGAAGUGGCAUCUGAGAUCACGCCUCCCAGAGGGAGGCAAAGACGCAAGUCGGUAUCGGAUUCCACGCCAGCACCGAGCAACUCUCCGAGAACAACCUUGGUGCCCGUGAGGUCAGGAGGCGUACCUGCCCGGUCGCCAGGGUCGACCCUUUCAAAUUUAUGGACUGUCCAUGUUUCUCUGCUUCCGAGCAGUUCGCUCCCCUUUCCCUUCGAACGGGACACCAACGCUUACAAACGAUGUCUCUCGAGAGGCUUGCACCAGAUGGUUGCAGUCAACGGCACCUCUGCUGAAGCCUUCGUCUCCGCAGUGACACGAGCUUUCAAGGAGAAUUUGAAGGACCGGCCUUGGGUACCCCUUCAAGCGAAAUUGUGUGACGCCGACACCCUUCAAGGUCUACCAAUGCUGCGUCCAUUAGACUCGUCACUCGCGAGCUCCAAGUUUGACGUCGAUUUCCUCCGCGCCCAUUGUGCCGUGCUCGACGUCCACGGGAACAUGGACUCCCUAUACAUCGCCAUGCGCCACUCGUCGCUCUCAUGGCAUGCACUAAAGCACUCGCCUGUGUUCCUGCAAGGCCUCGAGGCAAGCUGGGAGUACGAUCCCAUCCUGGACUCUAACGACCCUUUUGACAACGAUGAGAGCGUUGACGAAAACGACAGACCGUCGGCGGGGGACUUGGUCGGGAGUCUCCCAAACUUCAAGAGGGCGGCCUCGGAGAUGUCGAGGUCGUCCACGACGACUACAAUAGCUGACGGGGCCGAAGGGCGGCCCGCCAAAAAAGUUCCACGGACGGCUUGCCCGCCCUCCUUCCAAGGAGUUAGGAGGCGGCGGGUCGAGACCGUUUAA